Molecule: messenger RNA, 449 nt
Organism: Aphidius gifuensis
Lineage: Eukaryota; Metazoa; Arthropoda; Insecta; Hymenoptera; Braconidae
Gene: Apf
Product: bis(5'-nucleosyl)-tetraphosphatase [asymmetrical]
Exons: 2
Coding region: 24-449 (141 amino acids)
Biological process (GO): ATP biosynthetic process; AMP biosynthetic process
Molecular function (GO): bis(5'-nucleosyl)-tetraphosphatase (asymmetrical) activity
Source: RefSeq, a predicted model, not a curated record
AGUAACUGACAAAAUUGGACAAAAUGAAGCGUGCAUGUGGUUUUGUUAUAUUUCGAAGAUUCAAAGGAUCCAUUGAAUAUUUAUUGAUGCAAACAUCAUAUGGUGAACAUCAUUGGACACCCCCAAAAGGUCAUGUUGACAAAGGUGAAAGUGAUAUGACAACAGCUAUACGUGAAACAGAAGAAGAAUCUGGUUUAUUAAAAAAUGAUUUAAAUAUAUUUGAAGAUGUUAAAAAAGAACUUAAAUAUAAUGUCAAAGGUAGACCAAAAAUAGUUAUUUAUUGGCUAGCUGAAUUAAUUAAUCCAAAUAAAGAUGCAAGAUUGUCAGAUGAACAUCAAGCUUUUUUAUGGUUACCACUUGAAGAAGCAUGCAAAAAAUCUGGUUACCAAGAUUUACAAGAUACAUUGCGUUAUUUUGAUAAAUAUAUUUCUGAUAAAUUGUUAAAAUAA